GGCCGUUCUGAUUGGCCAGCGAAACCGUCAAUCUAAAGUGGUCACGUUUGGGGAAGUGCUGUAGCUUUGGUUAAUGUUAUGCUAAGUCGAGUCAGGCCUUCUGUAAUAAACGUUAAACCUAUCAUGCAGACGAGACUGACAUAAACAAGGAGUCAGAGUGCUGGGUCCCUAUGGCUGUGUAUGAUGAGGAUAUUCUGAAGAAUCCAUUUUACCUGUCAUUGGAGAAGCAAAGACCGGACCUCUGCAACCGAGUGGCGGAAGUACAUGGCAUUGUCUUGGUUCCAUGUCGUGGAAGUUUAUCAGCUAGUUCAUACACAGCAGCACAGUUUGAGAGCUAUGUCCUCUUGCCUGCAGAACAAGGCUUCCAGACAGUUGAUGGGAAGGAGGUGGCAAUAGAAAAUAACCAGGUGCAUUUGGUGACUGGGUUUGUGAGCCCUGCUUCAGUCCCCAUUUUGUUUGAGGAGACAUUCUACAACGAGAAGGAGCAGGCCUACAGUAUCCUGUGUAUCAACCGGCCGGUUGACUCUGAGCCCAGCACAGUUGAGCUGAGUCCUGUCCCUACACACUACUGCCUGAAGAAUGUCGAGGAGGUAAAGGACUUCCUGGGUCGCCAUGCCGAGAAACUGGAUAAAUUCAUUUCUGUGUUCUGCCAGUCCUUUAAAGAGCAGGAAAGGAAGGGCCUGCGCCAUCACAUAGAUGCCGUACAUGCCCUGUAUACAAAAUGUCUUCAGUGCUUGCUGAGAGAUUCACGUCUGAAGGUGCUGACCAAGCAGGAGCUUCAGAUGACCCUUCUCAAACAAGCAGUGGAGAUGUACAUACACAAUGAUAUCCAUGAUCUCCUCUUUAGUUAUGUGGGAACUCUCGAAGCAACUCAGGAUGCUGCAUUCAAUAAAACAACAAGAGGGCUGCAGGAACUGCAGCAGAAAGAUCUUGGAGUGAAGUCAGACUUCAGUAUAAAUAUUCCUCGUGCUAAGAGGGAAUUAAGUCAGCUUAACCGUUGCAGUUCUCCCCAGCAGAAGCUUCUCUGCCUCAGGAAGGUUGCCUUCACCAUCAUGCAGUCACCCAGCCGCAAAGUUAACUUGGAGGCGGUAUGUGCGGAUGAUCUCCUUUCAGUUAUUCUGUAUCUACUGGUGAAAACUGAGAUUCCUAAUUGGAAGGCAAAUCUCAGUUACAUAAAAAACUUCCAUUUCUGCAACUCCACCAAGGAUGACCUGAGUUACUGCCUGACGUCGUUUGAGGCAGCUGUGGAGUACAUCAGCCAAGGCAACCUUAAUCAAGGGCCGAUGGGGUCAGGAGAGCUGAAUGACAAACUGUUCUUCAGGCAAAAGAUGAAUCUUCUUUCUCAGACUGCUUCUACACCUAUAGACUGUUUGUUUGAGCAUAUAGCACAUGGAAACAAGGCAGAGGUCCAGCGCUUGCUAAGUGAAGGCGAGAGUGAGGAAGACAAGAGGCAGAUGUGUCACCCUCUGUGCUCCUGUGAUGCAUGUGACCAGCGUUUGUCAGGGAGAUUGAAUGACCCAUCUAUAGUCACUCCGUGUUCCCGGGAUGACCGAGGCUACACUCCUCUUCAUGUUGCUGCUAUAUGUGGUCAGUCUCUGCUGGUUGACCUGUUGGUGUCAAAGGGAGCUGCAGUGAACGCCACAGACUACCAUGGCCUCACAGCUCUGCACCUCAGCUGCCAGAAGGGCUAUCAGGGUGUCACGCUGCUGCUGUUGCACUAUAAAGCAAACCCAGAUGCUCAGGACAACAAUGGGAACACUCCUCUUCACCUGGCUUGCAUGUACGGGCACGAGGAUUGUGUAAAGGCCCUGGUUUACUACGACCUGCACACAUGCCAGCUGAAUGUGCAGAAUGAUAAGGGGGAUACGGCACUGCACAUCGCGGCCCGUUGGGGUUACGAAGGCAUCAUGGAGGUGCUGCUGGAGAACGGCGCCUCCACUCUCCUCCAUAACAAGGCCAAUCAGAGCCCACUCCACUGCGCACUCAACUCCAGGGUUCUGUCCUUACUGGAGCGCACAUAUGAAAAAUGUGCCAGUAAAAAGGCUCCCAGUCAUUCUCCACAGCCAGCUGAUCACAGCAGUAGACGUACCUCUGUGUCCAGUACGUCCUCGUUCAUCUCUGUGGAGGCCAAUUCCGAGAGUGAGCGCACACACCUAAAGGAGGUGGAGAAAUUACUGCGGGCAGUGGCAGAUGGAGAUGUGGAAAUGGUGCGCUACCUGUUGGAGUGGUUAGAUGAAGAGCCAGAGAAUGAAGAGAAAGCUGAAUUGCCUGAAAAAACAGAACUGUGCCACCCUCUGUGCCAGUGUCCAAAGUGUGAACCUACACAAAAGAGGUUAUGUGUCCUGCAGCUGGACAGUUUGGGAGUCAACAGCAGCAGUGCAGAUGGUUUCACGCCACUGCACGUGGCAGCACUGCACGGACACACGGUGCUCGUCAAUUUGUUCAUCCGUCACGGUGCCAACAUCAACGCCUGUAAUGGCCAGAAUGCCACUCCACUCCAUCUGGCCUGCCAGAAUAGCCAUACACAGGUGGUGAGCUCUCUGGUGGAGUGCAAUGCUAAGCUAAAUAAGAAGGAUCAGUUUGGGAACACUCCCCUGAUUCAAGCCUGUUUAAAGGGACAUGAGGAAACAGUAGCAGUGCUAAUGGAGAGUGGUGCCUCAUUGAACCUGGCCAAUAAUCAGGGUAACACGGCUCUACAUGAGGCAGUGAGAGGAGGACACCAGACUCUUGUGGAGCGGCUGCUACAGGCUGGGGCCCUCACACACCUCAGGAACAAGAGACAGUACACUCCACUGGACUGUGCUCAGGAGAUUAACACAGCGAUUCUUAGGAUUCUACAGAAAGCCUGUGCAUCCAGUCUUGAAGCUGAUUCAAUCAAACAGUUCUGCAUAGCCCAAAGACAGCUAGGAAAAAUUGAGAGAAUACAGCAGAUGAAUAAAUCGCAAGACAGUACCAUCCUUCUCUCCACUGACUCUCCAAAUAUGGGUUCAGAUGACCUGAGUUAUAGAAGGCGGCUACGGCGGGGAGAGACUGUCGAUGGUUGCAACCUCUUCAUCCAGCCUCCUGAAAACUCGCACUCCUUCAAACAGGCCACGCUGAACCAGGCCAGAAGCUUAUGCCGAAGUCACACCAUACACAAGGACCUGACCACACAGUGUAGUUCCACUGCAGUCAAAAUGGACGAUGGUAAAGCUAAUGACCAUCCUGCUAAUCUCUCACCUAAACCUGAGCAGGUUAUUGGGAAGGCUGACGAGGGCAUGCAGGACAACUUGGAGGAGGAGAAGGAGGAGGAGGAUCAGAAGGAUCAGAACAGGGGCAAAAACUUGUCUUGGAUUUCCACAGAGAUGGAUAAUAUUGUGCUCUGAGGACUUCAGAGACUGUUUCAGACAUGAUGAACCAAGAUCACUAGAAGCUAUGCAUUUAGCUGUUCUUUUGAACAUUUAACUCACCAGGUUUGAUGUCCUUGCUUCAGUCGGUGAUACUAAACCCACCCCAGCCACUGACAUGAAUGACACGAUGCUUUAGCUCAGACUACUUUAAAACAGUCUAAAGCUUCAGCUUUAAUUCAGUGAACUGACUGAGACACAACUUAAAUAUAACUGCUAGGGG
Messenger RNA from Ictalurus punctatus (channel catfish), 3609 nucleotides. RefSeq names its product ankyrin repeat domain 27 (VPS9 domain) (gene ankrd27). Lineage: Eukaryota; Metazoa; Chordata; Actinopteri; Siluriformes; Ictaluridae. The record is from RefSeq and is a predicted model, not a curated record. Gene Ontology annotation, molecular function: SNARE binding; guanyl-nucleotide exchange factor activity. Gene Ontology annotation, cellular component: plasma membrane; late endosome; transport vesicle. Bases 171 to 3365 code for a protein of 1064 amino acids. Gene Ontology annotation, biological process: early endosome to late endosome transport; neuron projection morphogenesis. The transcript has 28 exons.